This is a messenger RNA of Mugil cephalus (flathead mullet), 1584 nucleotides long. RefSeq names its product guanylate cyclase activator 1C (gene guca1c). Lineage: Eukaryota; Metazoa; Chordata; Actinopteri; Mugiliformes; Mugilidae. Gene Ontology annotation, molecular function: calcium sensitive guanylate cyclase activator activity; calcium ion binding. The transcript has 4 exons. The record is from RefSeq and is a predicted model, not a curated record. Bases 128 to 697 code for a protein of 189 amino acids.
GGCCUCUUCCUGGGGUUUCACUCAGACUUCAGUCAGCUGCAGGUGGCACUUUGUACUCCCUGUCCUCAGAGCCACCAGCAUCUCUCUGCUGGGUCCCUGCUGAGAAUCACAGACCUCCGGAGGAAUAAUGGGUGCCUACGGCUCCAACCUGGAUGACAUCCUGGAGGAGGACAUGCACCACUGGUACACUAAAUUCAUGAAGGAGUCUCCCUCGGGGCUCAUCACCCUCUUUGAGCUCAAGACGAUGCUUGAAAUGAACGGUAUGACGGAGGAGGCCAGCAGCUAUGUGGACCAGGUUUUCUUCACGUUUGACAUGGACGGGGACGGCUACAUAGACUUUGUGGAAUACAUCGCAGCCAUAAGUUUAUUACUAAAAGGAGAAAUCAAUCAGAAGCUGAAGUGGUACUUCAAGCUGUUCGAUCAAGACGGCAACGGAAAAAUUGACAAGGACGAAAUGGAAACGAUAUUUAAGGCUAUUCAAGACAUCACCAGGAACUACGACUGCGCUCCAGAGGACAUCGUGAAUCUCAUCUAUGAAAAAAUUGAUGUCCACGGAGAAGGUGAGCUGACGCUGGAGGAGUUCAUCACUGGGGCGAGGGAGCAUCCUGACAUCAUGGACAUGCUCACUAAGAUGAUGGAUCUCACCAACGUGCUGGAAAUCAUUAUCAGGGGUCAACAGAAGAAAGCUGUGAACUGAAGCAACCGGCUGGACUGUGUGGAGAGAUGAGGAAUUGAGUAAAGCUCUGUAUGAACUUGAUGAAGAGCCAAGUCCCACUUCAGACUGGACACAGUGAACUGGAUGACCUGACUGAGCAACACCACGCAGACACAUUAUGACCUCCCAGAGUGUCGCCACAGGGAACCGUGCAGCUUGACCUCUUCUCCUCAGCUUGUGCUCUCACAUUUACUUUUUUUUUUUAUCUAAUUAAGUUUUGUUAACGUUUAAAAGAGAAGAUGUGUUUGUCGGAGAAGAAAGGGCAGUCUGCUUUCAGGUUCCCAGCAUGGUUCCGGUACAGGUGGCAAAGUGAGGUGGAUGGAGAUGGAAAAGCAAAGCUGAAAGCGACUUUAUUCCAAAAAUGUCUCAACAGGGUUGGGGUUCAUUUUGUAUCUUUAGCUUGUACUGAUUCAUAAUUGAACAUGAUCCAGAACAGAUUGAUUUUCAUUAGUGUUCUGGGGGUAAAACAAAAUGCCAAAUGAAACUAAAAUGUUUUACAAAUUAUAUUAUCUGAGAUAAUUAGAGAGUAUCUGGAUGAUAAUGCAGUGUGGUUAACAUGCCUCAUAUAGUUUGUUCUUGUUUGAUCUUCUUGUCUGCAUGAAAUCAAAACUUCUGCUUAAAAAUUAGACGGUAUGUUAAUACAAAUGUGUUGUGUAAAUGUAUAUAUGUACACAUGUAUAUGUAUAUAUAUGUGUAGUGUUUGUUAUCGUGCACAGGAAAAGUAACACUCCAUGUUUUACCGCACUUUAAGGUUACAAUGUUGCCUUGAAAACAAUACAGUGUUUUUGUUUUAAGUGGUUUCUUUAUUUAUGUCUCACACCGAGACAAGGACUAUUCCACCAGAUUAAAACACAACUUUUCUCUUUAAA